Molecule: messenger RNA, 1182 nt
Organism: Rhodofomes roseus
Lineage: Eukaryota; Fungi; Basidiomycota; Agaricomycetes; Polyporales; Fomitopsidaceae
Exons: 1
Coding region: 127-969 (280 amino acids)
Source: RefSeq, a predicted model, not a curated record
GGUGGUCGCUUCCUCACCGCAGAGGAGAUCGCCGCGCAAAAAGCCAGCCAGGCUGCUGAGGCCGGUCCCUCGGCAUCCACCUCCCAGGAUGGCGAAGACGACGAUGCAGAGCUCGUCGACAAGGACAUGGAUAAGGACACCGACAAGGAUGCUGAGAUGUCCAUCGACAGUCCUCUCGAGAUCAAGCCAAACUUCGCUGCCCCGCCGCAGGUCCAGCUCCCAGAGGUCAGAGCCGAGCAGCGUCCUGCUCAACCUCAUCUUCAGCCCCGGCCGCAACCUUCCCAUCCUCAGAUCCAGGUUCCCGCCCAGCCGCAGGUAUCGACGCACGUUCCAAAAAGCCAGCCUCAGACCCAAAUGCAGUCGCCCGUCCACAUGCAGCCGUCGUCUCACUUCCAGGGCCAGCCCCAAGCGCAAUCACAGCCGCAAUCCUCCCAGAACCACCGGGCGAUGCGCACGCCCUUCGACAACCAGCUCUCGCUCGGGCACAACGCCGGGCCCAUUAGUCUCUUGAGCGUCGGAUACCAACACUCCCUCUCCCAUCCUACCUCACCAACGCCGCUCUCGCCGCACCCCAGCAUGUCGGACGCAUUGCGCAACCGCGAGCACGUGUCGCACGGGCACUCCCAUCAGGAGCACGGGCAGCACGACCACUCCCGGCACAUGGGCUCUACCGCCUCCUCGUCCAGUAUGGGGAGCCACAUUUCUAACGCGUCCGCUCAGCCCGUCGCGCAGGUAGGCGCCCCCCCUUCGUCUUCAAUCAACCUCCGGGCUCCCUACACGCAGAUGCACCACGUCCCCCACCCGCACGCGCAUGCCCGUCACCACCACUCGUACGUGAACAACGUAGAGCGGUUGUACGCUGAUGAUCGCAAUGUCAUGGGUAUAUCUGGAUCGCUGAAGGGAGACAUGCAAUCGCGUGCUGGAGACCUAAUGAGAUACGGGACGGGUCCCGAGUCGUCGAGGAGAUAAAUGCGCCUGCCGCACUGUACAAUAUACCUUUCGCUUCCAACCGUUUCUCCAUCGCUUUGCUUAUGUGGCCAUCCUAGUAAUCGCUGUGUCUUUGCCCCUUGAUUCCGGUGUUAGAUUCGUUUACCAGCCUUCUUGUUAGAGUCCACCCCUCGUUUAAUACCGUUCGUAUAGGAAACACAUCCUCAGCGUUGAUUCGCUCUCGUAGUUCUGGAC